CUGACUUCCGGUUCAGACAAGCCCAUGUGGACUUGUGGACGGCCGCGGCGGCGGAUGCCACGAUCAGCAGUCCGUGAUCAGCGUGUUCUCGGCGCGCCUGUGCUCGCACGUUCUCGUACGUCACAAAUCCUUCCGCCCCGGUUCCCUUCGCCGCGUCAUCCGGACUCUGUCGCGUCGCCAUGACGGACCUGGACGAUUUUUUCGCCAAGAAAGACCGUAAGAAGGCCAAGGGCAAGAAAUUUGCUACGACCGACGAGGUCGCCAAGAAGCUGGAAGAGACGGGCAAGCGAAUCGAGAAGCCCAAGCCGAAGGAGAAGCCGGCGAAUCCGGAGGGCGAGGAGUCCCAGCACACCGAGGAUGAAGACGAAUGGAAGGAAUUUGAGGAAGAGAAGAAAGAUUACAGUGGUUUGAAAAUUGGUGUCUUAACGGUAAAUGAUAGUAUUGACGCAGAAUCAGACGACGAAAGGGGUACUUUCGAAAUCAGUUCAGAUGGAGAAUCUGGCGAAGGUGGCACAAAGUACACGGGACCAUGGAAGAAACCAGAUUUGCCACCGGAAGCACCUGAAGUAGUACCGACACCACCUGCCCCGCCUGCCGCUGCCGCCUCCACUGGAAGUAGUUAUAAAGCGCCACAUUUACGAAAUCAACCUACGUUUGCUAGUCCACGACCACGAGGCAGAAAUGUCGCUCCCGAUAUAAAUAGUGAGGAAUAUUUCCCUACCCUGAACGCCAAGCCUCAGCAAAAUAACGGCAGUAGCCCAUGGGGCAGACGGCGGCGAGAUGAAGGAGUAUUCGAGGAAGUUCGUAACCGAGGUGGAAGCAGAUCGUAUAACGUACCAGAUUCACAAGCUCAAACGCCCAAGCUCUCCCUUGGCAACAAGUAUGGCGCCCUGUCGCAAGAUCAGAGCUGAAAACACCUAUCUGGACAGAAUCAAACAAUAUGCAAUCAAUAUCACAUCGUCGCCCCUCCCCGCUUCGUGGCCCAACCUCGCCGAGAAAAUCUAUUUUCUAGACUAGGACGCAGUGUAUAUUAUAGAAUGUGUAUGCACAUAUACACGACCCCGCGGUUUCAUAAAAUUCCGGGGAUACUAAUUCCGGUUCUCUCAUCGGCGAUUUUAAAGUGAUCGCGGGACAGAUCGUUGAUCCUAGGUAUUUGCACACACGUGCGCUCAUGGACCUUGUAACUAACUCGAAACGAAUAUCGUGCAUGUGCGCAAGCUUAUUUUCAUACCGUAUAGACAACGUGAUUGGAAAUCGAUUUUUAUAUUUCAUUUUGUAAUCAGAGCAUAGUGUGUAGUAUGCUGCUUCCAGGAAAGACGAAUAAAGAAUGGAUUCUAAUGCUCGAAUCCUCAAAAACGAUGGACCGGAAUAACGUUGUUACUGCGAGUAUGCGUUCUCGUUACGUGGAUUGUAGUCUAAAGAAAAAAGAGUAUCAUUUGUUAAGGUAUUUUACGUGGUAUUUGCACUUUUUUUUAUACGGUGCUACUUUUGAUUUAGCGUGCAUAAUUACUGCCACGAUCGAUGCCUUCUCAUUGAGUGUUAUCGAUGUAAAUAGGACUGAUCACGUUGACGUCCAAACACGAUAUACCUCGAGAUCGGCACAAUUACGUCGAGAUCGAAAUUCGCGCAAUUAAUCUCGUAUAGAACAAUUCUGUAUGAGGGCUAAAUAAUCUCGAAGAAUCACGAGAUGCUUCUUGGGCCCUCCCUCCUUCCCUCCCUCUCUAUCUAUCUCUCCACUUUUGAAGGAGUGUCGCUUCGCUCAAAAUGGCAACGUGCGUCAACGAACGAAAAUUUCUAGAUAAAUUAAUUAAGGCAUAUAUAAAAAUAUGUAUGUAUAUUAUUAAUCGAAUUUCGCGGGGCUGGGCUUUGAACGGCGCGGAAACAAUAAAGAUAACACAAAGUAAUAACACGAACGCAACUUUGAGUGAGAGUAACGAGGGGCAUAAUAGUUAAUUAAAGCGCGAAACCGAAGCUACCGUGUCGCGGUGGUGUUGUACACAAAAUAGGAGGGAGAAAGACAUAUACGCAUACACUCGUGUUAAGCAUAAAAUGAAAAUCCUAUGUACACCUUUGUUGACGAUUGUACAAUUUUUUUUUUUUUUUUUUUUGUUGUAAGAAUUUCUUUUCCAAGAUGAAGAGUGUGCGGCGAAUAAAUAUCGAAUCCGUUUCUUGGGAGACGGUUUCUCAUUGUUGGCGGAUCCUCCCCGGCGGGGUGACGCGUGUUGUUUACAGAACGCGAUGAGGAGAAUGCCAUACGGAAACGGUAGAUAAUAAUAAGAAUUCUUGUAUAGCGUGUGAUAAAAUGUGAUUAUUUAUAAAUAAAUUUCUUAGGAUAACUCGUACGUACUGCCUCCGAGCAUUUUUCUUUUAGUUUGCCGUACCGUAUAUCGUCGAUCAGCCGAUUCCCGAAGCGUAACGCUCGGUCACUCGUGCGCGAGCCGGCUUGGCCGAUCGUCUUUCCAUGAAUGCGAUUUAUGUCGGAAACGAUGCAGAUAAAUAACGCGUUGUAGCGCCAGAAGAAAUUUAAACUUAAGCACACGGCGGAGAAACGCGCAAUACCCGGUGCCUCUUGGAGACAGUUUCAAAUUGAUUUUUGGUCGCCGCGGCGACGCGGAUUAGCCUGCCCUUUGUUACAGAAUAGUUGAGAUACAAUAAUUUUAUCGCUACUGUUACAUGAGAGCGAGCGAUAGAAUGACAGGAAGUGAGAGUGCGCGAAAGUGUGGGAUGCGAGCGUACGUGGCGUAUUUAAUAAAACUCAAUCACC
This is a messenger RNA of Pogonomyrmex barbatus (red harvester ant), 2764 nucleotides long. Its product is annotated as protein CDV3 homolog. The record is from RefSeq and is a predicted model, not a curated record. Gene Ontology annotation, cellular component: cytoplasm. NCBI's taxonomy places the organism in Eukaryota, Metazoa, Arthropoda, Insecta, Hymenoptera, Formicidae.